This is a messenger RNA of Penicillium egyptiacum, 843 nucleotides long. The record is from the annotation of a GenBank genome assembly. Lineage: Eukaryota; Fungi; Ascomycota; Eurotiomycetes; Eurotiales; Aspergillaceae.
AUGCCUGGGCUUGUUACCUAUGUCCCCGCCUAUACUAAUCUGUUGAAGUACGACGGUUAUUCAAGUUUUGCUGCCGUCCUGCGAAACAAUCUCCACACCGGCCGUGAAGUUGUGGAGUUUUCGGGCGUCAGCGCGAAUGAGUUCGAAUUCCUUGCAUCCGAUCGCAAUAGACCUCUGAAGUCCGCCAAACUCUUAUACAACUUUCUGGCCGAGGUCCUGACAAUCAGGAUGCCCGGAUACGCUUAUGAGGUUGUUACCGGCUUGUUCAAAGCUAUGGUUGACCAACAACUUUUUGCAAUGGAUGUCUCUAGUGAAUUCGUCCCUCUGGCCUCACCUUUGACUGUACUAGGUAACUGGGCGAAGGAACCGGAUGCCUGCUGGGCGCUUGAGUCGACAGGCGACUUGACAGUUGUCCUCGAAGUGGGAGCGUCGGAAUCUGCGCCGCGGCUGGCGGUCGAUGCGAGAGGGUGGUUAGAAACCCCAGGGACGGCCGUUAAGGCAUGCAUCACGAUCGAUCUUAGGGGAGCAAACAAUAUCACUAUUGAUGUUUGGCGGCUCCACGGAAGGUCUUAUGCAAUCCCCACCAGAAACCGCCCCUCCCUCGCCGUACGGGUGCAACACGUUGAGAUCCUUAAUAGAGAAAUGGGGCCCGAGAUAGACGGCUGGAUGACCGAUGAAAACACGAAUGCCGCUCCUACGGACGAGAUUCGGUUAGCUUUCGCGAUGUUUGUUGGGCGGCCCGCUGCUACCGGACGCGAGAAAGACAUUGUUAUAGACAGGAAUCUUCUGAUAGAAUUCGCCAAUAGAUUCUGGCGUCAUCAAGGCCGGCGUCUGCAAGGCUGA